AUGCUUUAUGUUUCUGAGUGCGGACAGAUAUCACGAUAUGUUAUGCAGGUUUAUACUCUCACUUUCUUGAUAAGUACGAUAUUAACGAUGGCAUCAUCAACUACUGACGCACAAGCUCUAGUUGUCUACGACGAUAAUCAGGCGCCUUUGAAACGUUUCGCAGAAAAAGAAAAAGUCGUGAAAAUUGGAAGCCAUAUCAUUCGACUUCAACAGAAUUGGAACGAAAACGGAGUGGCAGGAGUGCUCUGGGAUUCGGCGACUGUCCUGUCCGAAUAUCUUCUUCGCAAUGAUAUUGUACGCGAUCGACGUGUCCUUGAACUUGGAGCGGGUUUAGGACUUCCAUCCAUCGUAGCCGCUAAACUCUUUGCCUUCCAUGUCACCGCCACAGAUCAACCUUCAGCUCUCUCACUUCUCCAUCAGAAUCUCGAGGCAAACCUCGACCAAAAACAAAUGUCCACGGUUGCUGUAGCUCCACUAGAUUGGACAAAUCCACCAAAGGACAAGCUGCCUUGCGAUGUUGUGCUUGGUGCAGAUCUUGUGUACGAUAAGAGCGUGUUUGGAGCAUUGAAAAACGUCAUAACGUGGUUGGUUGAGGGUAAUACGAUAAUGCUUAUGGCCACUAAAAUACGAUAUCCAAAAGACAGAGAGUUUUAUGAAACACUCAAGGAUGAAUUUUCAGUUGAGCAGGUGCAUUAUGACGAAGCAACAGAUGUCAUUUUGUAUUCUAUCAAAAGAAAACGUGAAGAAUUAUGAUAAUAGUUAUCAUCUAGGCAUUCUUACAGUACAUUAUGAAGUUCGGCGUGCUCUCAGACAAAGCUGUGAUCAGUUUAAGUACCUUUGCUUUUCGUAAUCUCCAGUGCAACGCUUAGAUGUAUUUCACUUCACGAAUAUGCAGGCACACGUUUUGUUAUUUUGUUAUCCCACUCCGUUACCAAUUUUGUGAACCACUUUCGCUAAAAUAAAUGAAG
Molecule: messenger RNA, 968 nt
Organism: Cylicocyclus nassatus
Lineage: Eukaryota; Metazoa; Nematoda; Chromadorea; Rhabditida; Strongylidae
Source: the annotation of a GenBank genome assembly